UGUAAGUCACCCUUUAAAACAGUCUUUCAGCGGUUGAGCAAAGUGUUAUUCUUUCACGUAUUUUUAGAAAAUAUUAUGGUAACAAAGCCAGUAUAUUGGAAUUAUAUCGCAUAUUAGUUGACGUCCAUUGUUUCGUGGAUCUCCGGGGGACUUUCCAAAGCAGAGAAUCCACAAGUUAUGCAGAAAAUGAGCUACUUCUUCCCCUUGCUUUGUAUCUGUGUGGACGUGUGCGUUGUCCACGCUGUUCGCCUGGCCCAGCUCUCACCUCUCCUCCUCCACCAUCCUUUCAUCACCCUAUGGGGGGGAGCUCUGACCAGGGUCAUCGUCCUGGUUUUUCUCGCCUUCACCUAUCCCGGAGGUCUCCCGUGGGUUAGAAGCUUUGAGGGGCUUCAAAGCAUAGGUGUCCUUUGUUUCCACUUCCCAGUGUACACCACGUUUCUCUGGCAGCUGGGGCAAUCCACUGUGGGGGAACUGUGGGGAUGGCACUCCUGGGAAAGGGUGUUACAGGGAUAUGCUGUGACAGCAGUGGCGUGGCUCUACUGGAGUCGAUACAUCUCAUCCUUUAUGACCAGAGCUCAGUCUGAGCAGAAGAAGGAGAAGCCCAGACAAGACAGUAGAGCCUCUCUGAAGAGGUUGAUGGGAUACAUGCUGCCGUAUACCGGACGCUUCAUUGUCGUGUUGGCUCUAGUGGUUCUAUCAUCCUAUGGUGAGAUGGCUAUACCUCAGUACACUGGUCGGAUGGCAGACUGGAUCAUAAAUGAAGAAGCACCUGAUGCCUUCUCCCAGGCCAUCACGAUCAUGACACUAUUGACCUUUGCUAGUGCUGUGUUUGAGUUCAUGUGCGACCUGACCUACAACAUCACCAUGAGCCUCAUUCACACCUCAGUGCAGGGAGCCGUUUUCCAGGCUGUGCUCAAACAGGAGAUCGCUUUCUUUGAUGCUACCCCCACAGGUGAGCUUGUUUCCCGUAUUACCACGGACACCAAUGACAUGAGCGAGGCGCUGAGUGAGAAGCUGAGUCUCCUGAUGUGGUACACGGCUCGUUUCGGCUUCCUGCUGUACUUCAUGGUGAGCCAGUCGUGGAAAAUGACCCUGCUGACCUGUAUGGGACUUCCCAUCAUCUGGGUCAUCCCUGAACUCACCGGACAUUUCCACCAGACUAUUGCUAGGAAAGUGCAGGAGUCUUUGGCCAAAGCCAAUCAGGUGGCCACAGAGACCUUCUCCAACAUGAAGACAGUGAGGAGCUUUGCCAACGAGGACGGCGAGACGGAGAAAUACAGGCAGCGGCUGGACGAAACAUACAGUCUGAAUAAGCAGGAGGCAGUUGCUUAUGCUGCUUCUACCUGGGCCAACAGUAUGACCACUUUGGCCUUGAAGGUGUGUAUUUUGUACUAUGGGGGGACCCUUGUGACCCGGGGGGUUGUUAGCAGUGGAGAUCUGGUCUCAUUUGUUCUCUAUGAGCUUCAGUUCGCUUCAGCUGUUGAGGCUGUCAUGCGCUACUAUCCAGAGGUUAAAAAAGCAAUUGGUGCCUCUGAGAAGAUUUUUGAAUACCUUGAUAGAAAACCUAAAAUACCUCCUCCUGGCAGUUUGGACCCAGAGGAUUUUAAAGGACACGUUCAGUUUAAAAAUGUUCGGUUUUCCUAUUCUGGAAAGACGGAUGAAAACAGUCUUGUGCUUAAGGAUGUGUCUCUGGAGGUCACGCCGGGCAAAAUCACUGCACUUGUGGGACUUAAUAGAUCAGGGAAGACAACCUGUGUAAAGCUUCUUGAGAGGUUUUACCAGCCCCUGUCUGGAGAAAUUCUGCUGGAUGGAAAACCACUGAAAGAUUAUAAAGACCAGUAUCUUCAUGAAAAGAUUGCUGUAGUGAGCCAGGACUGCGUGUUGUUUGCUCGCUCUGUCCGGGAGAACAUCAAGUAUGGCUGCGAGGGCGCCUCAGACGAGGACAUGUUCAGAGCUGCCGAGCAGGCUAGCGCUCACAAGUUCAUUAGUGAACUUUCAAAAGGAUACGACACAGAUGCUGGAGAGAAGGGGGGUCAAGUUUCUGGAGGGCAAAAACAACGUAUUGCUAUUGCCAGGGCUUUGAUCAGAAAUCCAAAAAUCUUGAUCCUGGACAACGCCACCAGCGAUUUGGACACGGAAAAUGAAUAUCAGGUCCGUGAAGCGUUGGCGAAGCUGGCAGAGGAAUGUUCUGUGCUGAUGAUCUCAAACAAGAUGAGUGUCGCAAAGACAGCCAGUCAUAUCAUUGUCCUCAACAAUGGGGAAGUGGAGGAGGAGGGCAGUCAUGAUUUUCUAAUGGAGAAAGGCGGCCUCUAUGCAGAAAUGGUAAAGAAACAGGAAGAGGGCUUCAAGCGACCAAAGGAGGAGAGCAAAGAUGAGCAGUGACCCAAAAAUAGACGGUUAUCGGAGUGAAAACUCAGCCUAACAUUUAUUGUUGAGAAUACUCUUAAUAGGGGACUUCAGUUCUACUAUAAAUGUUUGCUGGAGUUUGCUUCAGUAAGACAAUCGCACCUUAAACAACGGGAAACCACUCCUAAAGAUUUUGGAUUGCCUACAUGUUAAAACCUCUGUUAGAACAUUCUAUCACAAGGAUCUAUCAAAAAGUACCCCUAGUUGAAAUACAAACUCAAAAGCCACAAAACAUAAAAAGAACACAGUUAAUUCGGUGUGUUAUCAUUACAUUGUCCAAUUCUAGAUCCUUGCUUCACAACUUUCAUAUUCCGCAAAAAAACAACCACAUACUGUUUUCUUCAAAAACGUGGAAAUUAUUUAUUUUGUACAGAAUAUAAAGAGUUGAAUGAUAAUAAAUGGCCUUUUAAUAUAUUUGGU
Cyprinodon variegatus (sheepshead minnow) is the source of this 2826-nucleotide messenger RNA. RefSeq names its product antigen peptide transporter 1-like (gene tap1). Gene Ontology annotation, molecular function: ATP hydrolysis activity; ATP binding; ABC-type oligopeptide transporter activity. The record is from RefSeq and is a predicted model, not a curated record. The coding region runs from base 178 to 2382 and encodes 734 amino acids. Gene Ontology annotation, cellular component: membrane. Lineage: Eukaryota; Metazoa; Chordata; Actinopteri; Cyprinodontiformes; Cyprinodontidae. Gene Ontology annotation, biological process: transmembrane transport. The transcript is spliced from 13 exons.